Molecule: messenger RNA, 1722 nt
Organism: Besnoitia besnoiti
Lineage: Eukaryota; Apicomplexa; Conoidasida; Eucoccidiorida; Sarcocystidae
Product: N-acetylglucosaminyl-phosphatidylinositol biosynthetic protein PigA, family GT4 protein
Exons: 13
Coding region: 1-1722 (573 amino acids)
Biological process (GO): GPI anchor biosynthetic process
Cellular component (GO): glycosylphosphatidylinositol-N-acetylglucosaminyltransferase (GPI-GnT) complex
Molecular function (GO): phosphatidylinositol N-acetylglucosaminyltransferase activity
Source: RefSeq, a predicted model, not a curated record
AUGGAGGGUUUCAAGGGGGCGGGGCUUGCGCAGCCCCCCCCGAGGCGCCGCAGACAGCUCUGCAUUUGCAUGGCGAGCGAUUUCUUUUUCCCUAGCUUGGGAGGGAUUGAGACGCACAUUUACAAUCUCUCGCAAUGUCUCAUUCAGCGAGGUUUCAAAGUUGUCGUCAUCACGCACUACGCGAAGAAGCGAUAUGGCGUGCGGUAUCUGUCCAACGGACUGAAAGUUUACUACCUCCCAUUUCUUCCGGUUGCGAACAACGCCACGCUCCCGACGUUUUUCGCCUUCUUCCCUCUCAUUCGGAACAUUCUGCUGCGGGAGCGAGUAGACAUCGUGCACGGACAUCAGUCGACCAGCACGCUUGCUCACGAGACGCUGAUGAUUGCGCGGGCGCUUGGCAUGCAAGUGGCGUACACUGACCACAGCUUGUUCGGCUUCGAUGAUAUGGCCUGCAUCCACCUGAACAAAAUCGUUCGCUUUUCUCUCCACGACCUCGACGCGUGCAUCUGUGUCUCGCACACGCAUCGCGAGAACUUCGUGCUGCGCGCGGGAAUCCACCCGUCGCGCGUCUCUGUCAUCAGCAACGCAGUCGACGCAAGCACCUUGGUUCCUGAUCCUGCGAAGCGGCCGCAGCCGCCGCAGGUUCGCGUCGUCGUGCUGUCGCGUCUCGCAUACCGCAAAGGAAUCGACCUGCUGGUGACGGUCAUUCCGCCGAUCUGCAAGAAGCUCCCCCACGUCAACUUUGUGAUUGGCGGAGACGGCCCCAAGCGCAUCAUUCUCGAAGAGAUGCGAGAGAAGCACCGCCUGCAGGACCGCGUCGAGCUAAUUGGCGCCGUGUCGCACGACAAAGUGGGCGCUCUCCUGCAGUCAGGUCACAUCUUCCUCAAUACCUCGCUCACCGAGUCCUUCUGCAUCGCGAUCGUCGAGGCAGCCGCCUGUGGCAUGCUCGUCGUGUCUACGAACGUCGGAGGCAUUCCUGAGGUGUUGCCGCCGCAUAUGGUGCUGCUCUGCGACCCCGACGACCUGCAAGUCCAACGGCGGCUCGCGGAGGCUGUGGCUAUGGUUCACACCGUGGAUCCUUUUCGCUUCCACCGCGAGAUCCUUCAGCGCUACUCCUGGCAUGACGUCGCUGCCCGCGUGGAGCGCGUCUACUUCUCGCUGCUUUUUCCCGAGACGAAAGUCUAUCCUCCGUGCUCAGCUUCGGCGACGCCCUGCCUGUGCGGGCACUCGCCUUUGGGGCCCAGCGAGGACGACCCGCGCGAAGCCGCUCACUUCUGUGUCUGUGCGAGACGCACCUUCUGGCGGGACGACGCGAGAAGCAUCUCGCUAGAGGGGGAGGAGGACGUUACUUCGUCUCCGCGGGUUGACACGCGCAGUUUCUAUGAGGAUAGUCUUUGUGCGUGUUGUGACAAGCCGCCUCUCUGCUGCGGCUGUCUCGAGCUUCCGCCCUCGCCUCCGCCGCUCCCGUCGCCGUUCCUCGUCGUGCAGCGACUGCGUAAGCUCUACGCGUUGGGCCCAGUCAGCGGAAAAAUAUUCUGCAUCGUCGCCAUCAUCACGUGGGUUUACAUCCGCGUGCUCGAGUUCUUCUACCCGAGCGCCGAGAUCGAAGAGGUUCCAGCCUUCCCCUGCGACAUCCUUCUUUGCCUCGCUGAGGAGAGCGGACCUGAGGAAAGCGAGAAUCUCGCGAACAGCGAGAGUGCUAGCCAGGAUCAGCUGCACUAA